Caenorhabditis auriculariae is the source of this 2684-nucleotide messenger RNA. NCBI's taxonomy places the organism in Eukaryota, Metazoa, Nematoda, Chromadorea, Rhabditida, Rhabditidae. The record is from the annotation of a GenBank genome assembly.
AUGACGCCGUUGCUGCGAAGUGCUUGCAAAAAGCACGCGUCGUGUUGCUCGGACGCCAAAGGAAUCCAUUCGAACUUGGUUUCUUAUUUUCAAAUUGUUAGAAAAAUUCUUUGUGCGUUGUUGAGAGGAGAUAGACGAAUUUCAAGGUCUCAUGGCGGAGAUUCAUUUUUUUGGACCUUUGCUUUUUCGAACAGCAAGAAUUCUUCUGAAAAUAUUCACUUCCUUAUUAGUUUCUUAAGUUCAGAGCCCUCGUAAGUUUAACACUGUCCCAGCGCCGAAACCACAAAUUUCUUGCUCUUCUGUUUCUUCAACGGGGGUAAAAUAAAUUUUCAUCUUGAUUACUCAGAAAGUUUCCUUCCAGACAGAUAUCAUGAACAAAGCAUUUUACGAGUUUGAGGAUGAAGAUACUAUGACAGAUUUUAGUGUGAGUUUGAAGAUAGAAAUGUGGAAAAAUUUUGUCUUUGAAGGUAUUCCGGAGAAACUCGGAGGAUGGCGAAGAGAAUUCGUGGAUCAGAACUAGAUUAUCAAGGUGAAUUGAAAAAAAUUUUUAUUUUAUUGGGUUAACAUUGCUGUCAAAUUUCAAUUCUUGAAAAAAAUAGCGCUAGAUUUUUUUAAAUAACAAAGGCAAAUUUGAUUAUUCUAAAAAAACCGUUAUUUCACGGAUUUCACGUGAAAAAAACUUGCGUCAAAUUUCUUGAUCAUUUGAAUUUCCUACUAGAUUUGUACUGGUUAGUUGAUGUUUUUUUGGCAGAUAUCUACUCGCUUUCCCUAUUUGAAUGGAAAGUGGUAAAAUAGCUGAAAUAAAAUGAAUAGAAUUUUUUCUCGGUAAUAAAUUUAUGAUAGAGUUCUUUCCAGUCAAGUUUUAGCAAGUUUUAAAUUUUCUCCCCUUGUUAAAGUUUUUUGAAAAUAAAAAAAUUUUUUUCGGUGUGAAAAUGUUUUCAGACCGGAUUCGCCGAUGAAAAAAGAAGUUAUCCAAGAGGAAGAAGUGCUGAAACGGAAUAUCUUCUCAUGUGGAUCGUCCUUUUGUGAAAAAGUUGCUCCUCAUUUUUGAAGUGAAUUUUUAAUCUCGAUAUUUAGCCGAUAAAUUGGGAAGGUUGUUGGGAUAUCGAGGAAUAUUUCGAUCGACGUCCCUACUUGGGCCACUUUAUCCAGUUGCUCGUUUAUGUUCGUUCAAUUUUUUUUGUUCUCAAAAUAUCGGUGUUUCAGUUAUCGUUUCUUUAUUGUUUUUUCACUCAUCCCUUUAAGAAUUUAAUGGAUGACUUACAGAAAGUUCGACUUAAAAUUUGGAAUUAAAAAAAAUUAUUUUGAGGAUGCAUAAUCGUUGAAUAACGGAAAUCAUCAAUUAAAUGUUAGUUUGAUUAAAAGUUUAUAAGAAAUUUUCAAAAUUACAUAAUUUGAAGAUUUUUUAAAAAAUUUUUUUUCAUUAAAAAAAAACCUUCGAAGAAGUUCACCUUUCUGCAAUUUCGAAAGUUCAAUUGAAUUUCCGGAAAGUUUUUAGAAUUUUCCCCAACUUUCUCAUUAAGUUAAAGUCUUUCAGAUUUGCAUCUUUGUCCUACCACCCGUUUCCCUCCUUCUAACGGGCAUUUCAUCACGUGCGGAUCUUCUCGUGGGCGAAAUUGCCCGUUUUCUCGUUUCUCUACUCCUCAACUACCUCACUCUUGAUAAAAUUUGAAUCUAAUAAGUGAAAAAUUGUCCAAUUUAUUGCAAAAUUUAAAAAGAUUUGUACAUUUUUUUCCUUGAAAGCAUGCUAUUUACUGUAAAAAAAUUUGGGUAUUUUUGUGAAUUGUUUUAUAAAGUUUACCUUUAACCUUGUUUCAUUUUUUUUUUUGAGAGUAAUACGUCGGAAGCGCCAGUAUUUUUUUAAGAUUGAUCUCAUUUAUUAUUUUGAAAAAUGCUGGAAGGGUAUUUUCUUGUAGCUUGGGCAUUUUUUCAUGUGUUUGAAAAGUCUGGAGAAAAUGUUGAACAGUUUUUUUUUUCAGAAAAUUCGCGUAAUUUUUUGAAUUUUUUUUGAAGACCGCUUUCCAAUUUAAAACUUGUAGAGAGCUCCCUGUGGUGGUCAUGUUCUGGGCUUUGAGAAUUGUAUUUUUCCUCAAUUUAAUAGCCAGCACGACGGCUUUUGGAUUUUGUGCCGAUUGGCUCUGCACCGUUUUACUGUAUUAUGUGAGUUUCGGAAUAACCUUUUCAGAUUCUUUUUUUUAGAAGUUUAGAUUUUUUUUUCUUCACGACUAAAAUCGAAUUAUUUUCAUAACCAGACUUGUAAAGUUCUUUUUGUAAAAAUCAUUUUUAGAUUUUAAUUUCUUCCAUUUUAUAUUUUGUUGGUUUUUUUCUUAAUGAACUGAAGCCAACGAAAAUUUGGCUUCGAGAGCUUCCAAAUAUUUUUUUCGGGCGGGAAGUAUUUUUGAUUAAGGAAGUUUUUUUGAACUCGAGGUUUGCUGUAAAUGAAUUUCGAGAAAAUAAUUUUUUUAAAAAACUUCUUAUCUUCAAAUUGUUCCCGUAUCAAUUUGAAAAAAAUUGUUUUUUUCUCAUAAAACCAUAAUAAAGAAUGAAUGUCAUGUUUUUCAAAAACUUUUGACCUUUCUCCAACUUUUUUUUUUAUAAAAAUAUCACUCCAGGCCUGCAAAUCGAAUCGUCUCUACUGCAAUGAAAAGCAAGAAUGUGAAUGCAAGCCACUUCGGCAGAGCUGA